Gopherus flavomarginatus (Mexican gopher tortoise) is the source of this 3835-nucleotide messenger RNA. RefSeq names its product carnitine palmitoyltransferase 2 (gene CPT2). The record is from RefSeq and is a predicted model, not a curated record. Gene Ontology annotation, molecular function: carnitine O-palmitoyltransferase activity. The transcript has 6 exons. Gene Ontology annotation, biological process: fatty acid beta-oxidation. Gene Ontology annotation, cellular component: mitochondrion. Lineage: Eukaryota; Metazoa; Chordata; Testudines; Testudinidae. Bases 423 to 2468 code for a protein of 681 amino acids.
GAGGCAAGGGGAGGCAGCAGCCCCCUACAGCAGGGGGGAGAUUACACCGGACUCAGGCCCCGCAGGGCGCAUGAAAGUCCGGCCGCAGCCGGGGCUAGGAGUCCGCACAGGAAAGAGGUGGGGCGCCGGCCGGGAAGCCCCCCAUGAGGGGGGUAAAUGUCCCUGCACAGCGGAGAGCUCCUCAGAGAGGGGUUCAGCCCGCCCGGGGCGUGAGGGCGCCACGCACAGGGGGAUGAAUUCCCGCCCCAGGGCGGCCUUUGCCUGCCGGGAGCGGGCAGGCGCUGCGGCCCGGAAGGCGGCUGCUGAGCACCGGGGAAGAGGGAGGGAGCGGGCAGGCGCGGCGGCCCGGAAGGCGGCUGCUGAGCACCGGGGAAGAGGGAGGGAGCGGGCGGAGUCGCAGUGACAGGCUCGGCUGGGACAUCAUGGCGACCCGGCGGCUGCUGCUCUCCCCUGUCUCCUGCCUGAGGCGGACUCAGGCCCUGGGCGCUCCGGCGGCCCCCGGGCUGCGGAGGGGCUACAGCAGCGACGACUCCUUCCAGUACCUGCACCGCAGCAUCGUACCCACCAUGCACUUUCAGAAGAGCCUGCCCAGGUUGCCAAUUCCCAAACUAGAAGAUACUGUUAGGAGGUAUCUGAAUGCCCAAAAGCCUCUCUUAGAUGAUGAUCAAUUCAGGAAAACUGAAGAACUUGGUCGCAGCUUUGAGCAUGGAAUUGGAAGAGAAUUGCAUGAGCAGCUGGUUGCUCAAGACAAGCAGAACAAACAUACUAGUUACAUCUCAGGUCCCUGGUUUGAUAUGUAUCUAAGUUCACGUGAAUCUGUUGUUUUGAAUUUUAACCCAUUUAUGUCUUUCAACCCUGACCCAAAAGCUGAAUAUAAUGAUCAGCUCACACGAGCAACUAACAUGACUGUUUCUGCUAUACGUUUUUUGAAGACCUUCAGGGCUGGCUGUCUAGAGCCAGAGGUUUUUCAUCUCAAUCCAGACAAAAGUGACACUCAAACCUUUAGGAGACUCAUUCGAUUUGUGCCUUCAUCUGUAUCAUGGUUUGGUGCCUACAUGGUCAAUGCAUACCCCUUAGAUAUGUCUCAGUACUUCCGGCUUUUCAAUUCCACACGAUUGCCUAAACUGAGUCGAGAUGAGCUUUUUACAGAUGAAAAAGCAAAGCACUUGCUGGUGCUCAGAAAUGGGAAUUUUUAUGUAUUUGAUGUCAUUGAUAGAGAUGGGAAUAUAGUGAAGCCUUCUGAAAUACAAGCACACCUGAAAUACAUACUUAGUGACAACAGUCCAGCCCCAGCCUUCCCUCUUGCAUAUUUGCCCAGUGAAAACCGAGAUUCAUGGGCACUACUGAGACAGAAGCUACUCGAUAAUGGCAAUGAGGAAGUCCUCCAAAAAGUGGAUUCUGCUGUCUUCUGUCUAUGUUUAGAUGACUUCCCCAUUAAAGACCUUGUGCACUUGUCUCACACCAUGUUGCAUGGAGAUGGUAUUAACCGCUGGUAUGAUAAAUCCUUUAACCUUAUCCUAACCAAAGAUGGCAAUGCGGCCAUUCAUUUUGAACAUUCCUGGGGAGAUGGUGUGGCUGUAUUAAGAUUUCAGAAUGAAGUGUUUAAAGACAGCACCCAGAGGCCAGCUGUCACCCCACAAUCUCAACCUGCUGCAGUUGACUCUUCCAGCGCUGUGCAGAAACUCAGCUUUAAGUUGAAUGAUGCCUUAAAAGCAGGAAUUACCAAAGCCAAACAGAAAUUUGAUGCCACUAUGGAAACCUUGACUCUUGACUGUAUUCAGUUUAAGAAAGGAGGCAAGGAGUUUUUAAAGCAGAAGAAAAUAAGUCCUGAUGCUGUGACUCAGCUUUCUUUCCAGAUGGCUUUCCUUCGGCAGUAUGGCCAGACUGUUGCCACAUAUGAGUCUUGCAGUACUGCAGCUUUCAAACACGGUCGCACAGAGACCAUCCGUCCUGUCUCCAUCUAUACAAAGAAGUGCACGGAAGCUUUUGUCAGGCAACCUUCCAAACACAGCACAGAGGAGCUUCAGCAGAUGAUUGCUGAGUGCUCUAAGUACCACGGCCAGUUGACAAAAGAAGCUGCUAUGGGUCAAGGAUUUGACCGGCAUUUGUUCAGUUUGCGUUAUUUGGCAGCAUCAAAAGGUAUCCCGUUACCUGACAUCUACCAGGACCAAGCCUAUGCUCAGCUGAAUCACAACAUUCUGUCCACAAGCACGUUGAACAGCCCAGCUGUGAAUAUGGGAGGAUUUGCUCCAGUGGUGCCGGAUGGCUUUGGUGUAGGCUAUGGAGUGCAUGAUGACUGGAUUGGCUGCAGUGCCUCCUCUUACCCAGCCAGGAAUGUACAUGAAUUCCUCCAGUGUGUGCAUAAGUCACUGGAAGAUAUUUUUCGUGUUUUAGAAGAGGCUGCUUUUCUUUCCCAAAUAUCUCUCUCCUACUGUGGAGAAGGAAUCACCAUCAGCCGCCAUUCUUAAUGACUAUUUCCUACCUCCUCUAGAACUCUCCAGACUUCUUGCAUGGCACCAUGAGUAUCUGUUGGAACCUUUCAGCCUAUUUGCCAAGGCAGGUGGCAGGGAUGUCUUAGUAUUUGCAGAUUUAAGAUGUCUCUGAAAUAAAGGUAUUGGGCUUGAGGUGGGAAAGGUUCAAGGAGCUUUCCAAUGGGGACAGCAGAAUUUCCUGCAGGGCAGCAGCAGCAGCAUCUGCUAGAUUUAUUCAAGAUCUUGUAACUCUAGAGUCACAUUAAUUUGUUGCGACACCCAAUGCAGCAGAAUUCAUACAAAAGACAUAAGAACCUUUGCUCUCCAGGAGUGCCCCCUCCCUUCAACUGCUGAGAUUCUUAACAGUACUUUCACUGGUCCUUGCUUUGGGGCUGUAUCUUUUGCAUUAGCUUCAGCAUCUCUAUUAAAAACACACUCAACCCCUCCAAAAAAAAAUAAAAUUUUUUUUGGCUGCUCUGAGAGGGAAAGUAUCUCUAUGCCUCAACCGUAUCCCCUGUCUAUUUUGAAAGCGUAAAAGAUAGUUCUCUUCCCUGUUGAAUAGCAGUGGUUCUUUUCUCUGCUGCCAGCUUUUCAAAAUAGCACUAAGUGUCCAUUUCACAGCUGUGUGAACAGUACCGAAACAUAACAUGGUGGCAGACAGUAUAUUCUAAGUGGAUGGUGCUAGGAUGUCACUGAUGAGAUUCAUAAGACCAGAAGUUUAGUUGCCUUCAGUUUUUCUUUGUGUAAUAUAGAUUCCCUCAGUUCUUUGCUUUAUCAAAAAGUGAUACAGCAUGAAUGCAACUAGUGAACACAAGAUACCAUAUCUUAUAUAUAAAAUGAAUCAGUUACCAGGGUGAAGCAACCCUAAAACACAGGUCUCUCCAGAUUCCUUUCCAUCAAUAUGUAGCAGGGCUUUUUAUCCCUCUACAGGCUGCUGCUAGAAGGUAGGAUACUACAUCAUGUGCUGCACUUACUUUGCUGUUGAGACUUUGGUGAAUGGUGAUUUCCUGGUGCUGAAGAGUACAUUUGGGCUUGGGGGAAAAAAAUCUUACAGAACAGAUAGGGAAAGACUAGGGGCUUUUAGGGGUGGGGGAAGGUAUUAAAUUCAAAACCUUUGGUAUACUUAGCUGUUUCCUUUUGAGCUGACAUCUUCAUUUAUUCAAGAAGGAAAAUAUUUGCUUACUGAGUGGGGUAAAAAAAAUGGAUUGUGUAAAGAUCAUUUGGUUUUCAGAAGAUAGUUAAUGUUUUUAGAUUAAAGUUUGUAUUUGUUUACAUUUAUGUAUAACUAAGUUAUCACUUAAAAUUUGAAAUACAAGUCAGUUAGCAGGAAAUGAUAACAGCAGGUUUACUUGAACUAGCAGGAA